AUGAUGGUUCAUCCAUAAAUGAAAAUAUUUUUAACAAAAAUGAACAAGAGAAUCAUUCUGAUGACUAUGAAAAUAGUAAUAAUGUUAGUGAUGAUGAUCAAGAAACUUACUUUCGUGAAUCAGAUGGAUGUUAUGAUAGUGAUGAUCGAGAAUCUUAUUUUUAUGAGUCGGAUAAUGAUGAUCAAGAAACUUAUUUUUAA
Funneliformis caledonium is the source of this 200-nucleotide messenger RNA. Lineage: Eukaryota; Fungi; Glomeromycota; Glomeromycetes; Glomerales; Glomeraceae. The record is from the annotation of a GenBank genome assembly.